AUGAAGAUCAUUCUAUUCGUUCUUGUGUUACUACAAAUUUCUAUUUCAUCAGCACGCACAAAUAAAUGUGAAUUAAUAUCAAAUGAUAAUAUUCAAUUAACAGAAAAUAAAUUGACUCAGUCACGAAAGUUAUGCAACCCAUCAGAGUUUCCAAUGAACAAUAUUCGACAAAUAUCAAUUACCGGUCGUUUAGUAGAUUAUACAACAAAUUGCCAAAAAAGUAUAAACAAUGCAACUAUUGAAAUUAUUUACGUACACUUAAAUCGUCGAUAUAAAUGUUCUAAACUUCAUUAUCCAAAUGUUUACGGUUCUUUUAAUUCAUCAAAUUUAAAAAUACAUUCGGAUGAAGAAAUUUUCAUACGAAUAACAGCACCGGGAUAUGAAAUCGUUGACAAGAAAAUUGAAAUACCAUUAUCAUAUCAACAAUUCAACGAGAUUAAUUUCUAUUGGCAAAUUGGUUUAACAACAGCUAAAAUACAAACUGAAUCAACACAGAAUCAACGUAUGAAAUCUAUUGUUGAUGAUCUUUUAGCUGAGAUGACAUUAGGUGAAAAAAUUGGCCAAUUAAAUUUAGAAGGUUUCAGUUUUAAUGAUGAUGGUCCAAUUAUUACUGAUGAUCAGCGGAGAAAAAUCUCUCGUGGUGAAAUCGGCGCUGUGUUGAAUAUUUUCACCCCAAAAGCUAUUCGUCCAUUACAAGAACUUGCAAUCAAUAGCAGUCGUCUUAAAGUACCUUUUAUGUUUGGUUUAGAUGUGAUUCAUGGAUAUAAAACGAUCUUUCCAGUGCCAUUAGCUAUGAGUUCAACAUGGAACAUAACAUUAAUUCAACAAAGUGCACGUAUUGCAGUUCGAGAAGCGACUGCUGAUGCUAUUAACUGGGUGUUUUCACCUAUGGUUGACAUAGCACAUGAUCCACGUUGGGGAAGAAUUAUGGAAGGUUCCGGAGAGGAUCCUUGGUUAGGUAGUCAAGUCGCAGCAGCAAUGGUACGUGGUUAUCAAGGAGGUAAUUUAAGUGACGUGGAUACAGUCAUGGCUUGCUUUAAACAUUUUGGUUUAUAUGGUGCCGCCGAGGGUGGCAGAGACUACAAUACGGUUGAUAUGAGUCCUAUAGGAAUGUAUGAAUUUUAUCUUCCGCCUUAUCGUGCUGCUGUUGAAGCGGGUGCUGAAAGUGUGAUGACUUCAUUUAAUGAUAUCAAUGGUAUUCCAUCAACAGCUAAUCAAUGGUUGUUAAAUGAUUUACUUCGUCAACAAUGGAAUUUUACUGGAUUUGUGGUAACAGAUGCUGGAUCAAUUGGUGAGUUGAUUCGUCAUGGUUUAGGUGACUUACAAGAAGUAAGUGCACAUCUACCCAGGACGAACGUUCCGGCCUCCGGAUCCGAAAGGAACCUGCCGGAAAUCCCGCUUUUCCGAGGAUAUUCCGGAUGGUUCCAGCUAGCUCCAAAAGGUUCCAACCGAAAAACAAAGGAGAGUGGAAGCGGUAUUCCGAUCGAAAUUUCUCGGACUGUUCUGGUGAAUUCCAGUUGUUUUCCGACUGGAACUUACUGGAAAAUAGUCAGAAGCGAGUGGAAAAGUCCGAAAAUAUCCGGGUCGGAAUCCUGCUUCCAUGAAAUGACCGGAAUUUUCUGGUUCCGGCCGGAGCCGGCUCAGAUUUUUCGACCUGGGAUACUCCAGCACCGUAAAAUUAGCAUCUUAUUAAACAAAUAA
This is a messenger RNA of Adineta ricciae, 1701 nucleotides long. The record is from the annotation of a GenBank genome assembly. NCBI's taxonomy places the organism in Eukaryota, Metazoa, Rotifera, Eurotatoria, Adinetida, Adinetidae.